Messenger RNA from Oncorhynchus masou masou (cherry salmon), 4719 nucleotides. RefSeq names its product transient receptor potential cation channel subfamily M member 1-like. NCBI's taxonomy places the organism in Eukaryota, Metazoa, Chordata, Actinopteri, Salmoniformes, Salmonidae. Gene Ontology annotation, biological process: monoatomic cation transmembrane transport; protein tetramerization; metal ion transport. The transcript has 27 exons. Gene Ontology annotation, cellular component: plasma membrane. The record is from RefSeq and is a predicted model, not a curated record. Gene Ontology annotation, molecular function: calcium channel activity. Bases 1 to 4659 code for a protein of 1552 amino acids.
AUGGAACGCUGGUCUGUGCUUAAACACACACAGGCCACGCCCACAGACACAUAUGGCAUCAUGGAGUUUCAGGGAGGAGGACAUGUCAACAAGGCCAUGUACAUCCGUGUGGCGUACGAUUCCAAGCCAGACAACAUGCUCCACCUGAUGGUGAAAGACUGGCAGCUGGAGCUCCCCACCCUGCUCAUCUCCGUCCACGGGGGACUGCAGAACUUUGACCUGCAGCCCAAACUAAAGCAGGUGUUUGGGAAGGGUCUGAUCCAGGCUGCGGUCACCACCGGAGCCUGGAUACUCACUGGCGGAGUCAGCACUGGGGUGAUCCGGCAUGUUGGAGACGCGUUGAAGGACCACUCCUCCAAGUCCAGGGGGAAGGUAUGUGCCAUUGGGGUCGCACCAUGGGGCAUCGUGGAGAACAAGGAGGAUCUGAUAGGAAGAGACGUGACACGUCCGUACCAGGCCAUGUCCAACCCCAUGUCCAAGCUGUCUGUCCUCAACAACAGCCACUCCCACUUCAUCCUAGCAGAUAACGGGACCCACGGAAAGUACGGCGCUGAGGUCCGUCUUCGCCGUCAGCUGGAGAAACACAUCUCCCUGCAGAAGAUCAACACACGUCUGGGUCAGGGGGUGCCUCUGGUCUGUCUGAUCCUGGAGGGGGGUCCCAACGUCAUCUCCAUAGUCCUGGAGAGCCUGAGGGAGGACCCCCCUGUCCCGGUGGUGGUCUGUGACGGCAGUGGACGGGCCUCUGACAUCAUCUCCUUCGCACACAGAUACUCUGAGGACGACGGCCUGGUCAGUGAUAGCGUGAAGGACCAGCUCCUGGUCACCAUACAGAAGACGUUUAACUACAACCGCGGUCAGGCCCAGCAGAUCUUCCUCAUGGUGAUGGAAUGCAUGAAGAAACGAUCUCUGAUCACUGUGUUUCGUAUGGGCUCAGAGGGCCAGCAGGAUAUCGAGAUGUCCAUACUGACAGCCUUGCUCAAAGGCACCAAUGCCUCUGCCCCUGACCAGCUGAGUCUCGCCCUGGCCUGGAACAGAGUGGACAUCGCUAGGAGCCAGAUCUUCGUCUACGGUCACCACUGGCCCAUGAGUGGCAGCGCGGCCAACACCACGGCAUCCCAGGAGAAGACGAAGAGCCCUGGCCCAGCCCGCGGUGGAGGUGGUGGGGCAGGGAAGGGCAAGGCCAGGGUCAAGAAGGGCAAAGGAGGCAAGGCCAAACCUGAACCUCCGGAAGAGACGGACCCCAGGAAGCUGGAGCUACGCAACUGGGUGAACUCUCUGGAGCAGGCCAUGAUGGAUGCCCUGGUGCUGGACAGAGUGGACUUUGUCAAACUGCUGAUAGAGAACGGUGUCAACAUUCACCACUUCCUCACCAUCCCUCGUCUGGAGGAACUCUACAACACGAGGCUGGGCCCAACGAACACUCUGCACUUUGUAGUUAGAGACGUUAAAAAGGGAAAUCUUCCACCGGAUUACCAGAUCACCUUGAUCGAUAUCGGAUUGGUCCUGGAGUUCCUGAUGGGCGGGGCCUAUCGCUGUAACUACACCAGGAAACAGUUCCGCACCCUCUACAACAACCUCUACGGUUUAAAAAGACCGAAAGCUUUAAAAAUGUUAGGACUGGAGGACGACGAGCCUGGAGGAAAGAGCAAGAGUAAAGGGAAGAAGAAGAAGAAGAAGAAAGAGGAAGAGAUCGACAUCGAUGUGGACGACCCGGAGGUCAGCCGCUUCCAGUACCCGUUCCAUGAGCUGAUGGUGUGGGCCGUUCUCAUGAAGCGUCAGAAGAUGGCUCUGUUCCUGUGGAAGAGGGGGGAAGAGGCCAUGGCCAAAGCUCUGGUGGCCUGUAAGCUGUACAAGGCCAUGGCCCACGAGUCGUCUCAGAGUGAACUGGUGGACGACAUCUUCCAGGACCUGGAAAACAAUUCCAAAGAGUUUGGCCAGCUGGCCUACGAGCUCCUAGACCAGUCCUAUAAGCACGAUGAGCAGGUGGCCAUGAAACUACUGACCUAUCAGCUAAAGAACUGGAGCAACUCUACCUGCCUGAAACUGGCUGUAGCCGCCAAGCACAGAGACUUCAUCGCCCACACCUGCAGUCAGAUGCUGCUCACUGAUAUGUGGAUGGGAUGUCUGAGAAUGGGCAAGAGGAACGGGUUCAAGGUGAUAUUUGGCAUAAUUUUCCCACCUUCGAUUCUCCUCAUGGAUUUUCGACUCGGGGAGGAAGUGACAUGUCAAGCCCCAGCGGAGAACGAAGAAGAAGCCAAGGACAAAGACGAUGACAACAAAUCCAGCAAGGUGAACGAAGUGAAUGCUGAUGCGGUGUCCAGAAAGGGGGAUGAAGAAGAAAGCGCCGUAAAAAAGAGAAGAGUUCCAAUCGGAAAGAAGAUCUAUGAAUUCUACAACACUCCUUUCACCAAAUUCUGGUUCAACACAAUCUCCUACCUGGCCUACCUGUGUUUGUACAACUACAUCAUCCUGGUCAAGAUGGAACGCUGGCCGUCCCUGCAGGAGUGGAUCGUCAUCUCUUACAUCAUCACUCUGGGAAUGGAGAAAGUCAGACAGAUCCUGAUGUCAGAGCCGGGGAAGCUGAAGCAGAAGAUCAACGUUUGGGCCGAAGAGUACUGGAACAUCACAGACGCGGCGGCCAUCUUUACCUUCCUCCUGGGCCUGAUGCUGAGGCUGCAGAGCGAGCCCCUGUUGGGCAUCGGACGGGUCAUCUACUGCGUGGACAUCAUCUUCUGGUACAUCAGGGUGCUCGACAUCUUCGGGGUCAACAAGUACCUGGGACCCUACGUCAUGAUGAUCGGGAAAAUGAUGAUUGACAUGUUGUACUUCGUGGUGAUCAUGCUGGUGGUGUUGAUGAGUUUCGGCGUGGCGCGGCAGGCCAUCCUGCACCCUGAUGAGAUCCCAACAUGGCGUCUGGCCAGGAACAUCUUCUACAUGCCCUACUGGAUGAUCUAUGGGGAAGUGUUCGCUGACUCCAUAGACCUCUAUGCAAUGGAAAUCAAUCCACCAUGUGGUGAUAACAUGUACGAUGAGGAUGGGAAGAAGCUUCCUCCUUGUAUCCCUGGAGCCUGGCUCACUCCAGCCAUCAUGGCCUGCUACCUGCUGGUGGCCAACAUCCUCCUGGUCAACUUACUCAUCGCUGUCUUCAACAACACCUUCUUAGAGGUCAAGUCCGUCUCCAACCAGAUCUGGAAGUUCCAGCGUUACCAGCUGAUCAUGAAGUUCCACGACCGGCCCCUCCUCCCUCCGCCCCUCAUCAUCUUCAGCCACAUCUACAUCGUUCUGAAACACGUCUGUCGGCGUUGCAAGAGGAGAACAGAGGGAGAGCAGGACGACAGGGACAACAAAGGACUACAGCUGCUGCUGAACGCUGAGGAGCUGAAGGCUCUGUAUGACUUUGAGGAGCAGUGUGUGGAGGAGUAUUUCAGAGAGAAGGAGGACGAGGAGCAGUCGUCUAGCAACGAACGCAUCCGGGUCACAUCUGAGAGGGUGGAGAACAUGUCGAUGCGUCUGGAGGAGGUGAACGAGAGGGAGCACUCCAUGAAGGCUUCCCUGCAGACGGUGGACCUGCGACUGGGUCAGCUGGAGGAGUUCUCUGGACGUAUGAUGAACGCCCUGGAGAAGCUGGCCGGGGUGGACCACAACGACCUGGUCAGAACCCAGUCGGGGGUCUCCUCAGUCUGCGACACUUCUUCUCUGCUCCGUCACAGCUCCAUCAACAGCUCUGACGGCUACAGUCUGUACCGGUACCACCUGGAGAUGGGAGACGACACCCGCUCUGAGGUGGUUGAGAGGAAACGGAGUAUGAGAGAAACCACGACCAGCAUCACGUCCUCUGUGAAGGAGUACGGGGCCACGUUAGACGUGGUGGGCCCCAGAGAGAGGAACCGCUCCAGUGUCUCUGUCUGCGAAGGGGCGAAGGAAACCCCAACCCAGAGGCCUGAGGUUCCUACAGAGCCUCUUCCACCGCCCUGCAGCCCUGCUGCCUCGAUGGACGCGGCCCUGGAGAAGGCAGGAGUGACCACGGAGAAGAUCAAGCUAGAAGCAGCCAUCUCAUACCCUCUGGAGAGGGUCAGGUCCCUGCAGUACCAGUCACCCGAGACCCACAGUGACUGGCUCACCUCCAGGCCCAGAUCCAGGAGCACUAUGGUGUACAACCCAGCCGAUGGGGGAGACGAGGGGGCUACUUGGGCCACAGACGUCAACAACCCCCUCUCAGGGCAUCAGGAAACGGUUACCACCAGAUCUCCGACCAUGGGUCACUGGGCAGCGCGCUUCGAGUACAAAGUCCACCCCUGCCCGUUCGGCCACAUGCCCAAAGUCUCCAUGGAGAAGCUAGUCCCCACCACCACAGACACAAAGGACGAGGCCAAAGAGACAACGACAGACAAUGAACCACAGGAGCCAGAGAGCAACCAAGAUGGAGGUGAGGAGAAGCUGGAAGCGGAGGCUGAAGAUACUGGUGGAGGCCUUCUGCUUGUGGCAGAGGACAGGAUGUAUCCAUCACUGAGGUCUAAGAGCCUGAACACCAACCCCAGAAAAGUGAAGGCCAGAGGGGACUGGGCACAGAGAACCAAGUCAGACAGCAGUGUUAAAGACCUAACAGCUAUGUUAGUAGGGACUGGGGAGACAGAGGUAGAGACUGACAGACAGUAUUAAAGACCUAACAGCUAUGUUAGAAGGGACUGGGGAGACAGAGACAGAGGUAGAGGUAGAGAC